CGUGCAGACAGUAUUUUUAGCAUAUUUGCCACAAGCGGGCGGAGCUAAGGAGGCUGAGAUGGAGGGAUGCUGCUGAAGAGAUAGCAGGUGGAGACGCUGAUGUUUACGGAUGCAUUUUGCUGAGGGUGGAUCACAGGAAGCUGCAUAGGAGAUUUUGUUGGGGUGUUUUGUGGUGAAAGUGAAUUUCCCUCUGGGGACGGUCUUUAUUUAUCCUGAACCGCUGAGAGGACAGAUCCCAGCCGCUGCUCAGUCGACUGAAAGCCUCCGUCUGUGUCUGUCGUGUCGCUGGAGGUUGCGACGAUGUGAUGCUCCAUCGUUGGAUCGACGGCCGCAGCCUCUUCCCCUGAAACCUGAUAUUAUGCAGGGAGCAAGGGGCACUGGACGGAUUAAAGGGGAACAAAGUACCGGUUUAGAAAACGUUUUGCAAACUGGCAGUAUUAGCCAACUAUGGUCGACCCCUCGGAGGCUGAGGAGCAGAAUAAGUGUAAAGGCCCGCAGCUCGAGACACCAGCUGUGGCCACUGAAGACCCUCGACUGCCAGAACAGGCCGAUGGGACGACGACAGAGGAGGAUGGGGAUGCCGGUUUUGAGACACCGCCCACCGGCAGUUCUGAGCCAAGCCCCUGCCACACUGCGUCCCCGGCGGGGCCAGACGCCGUCUCUCAGACGCCCCCACCUCAGCAACCACAGACUCAGACUGAAAGAGAUUCGUCACCCAAAUUGCACCUGGACCUGUACAACUUUGACUCGCCAGCCGCAGAGGGCAGCCGCUACGUGUUAACAAGCCCUCACUCUCUGGAGGCGUGUGCCCGAUGUGGGGUCAAACCUGUGGAGCUCUUGCACCGCCCGCUAGCUGACUUUGCCCGGGAGGCUCCUGGCCGCUCCAUGCGCGUUGCGACAGGGCUGUUUGAAGUCUACGAGAGGGACAGGCACGCCAAACUCAGGCAGUGCAGGGAGGAGAGGGAGAGGAUUAUUAGAGAAGAGAAAAGAAGGAUUCUGCAGGCAACAGUCAAUAGCAGCAGUGCGUCAUCCUCCUCUGUGGAGAAGCAGCAAAAAGCCUCCUCUGGCUCCACUCAGCCUCUCAAAUCUGGGCCGGUGACCUCUAGUUCUGCCCCUGAUUUUGCAGCAUCCUCUAGAGCCACAGCAUUAGGUCCAACCUCAAAAACAGGUACAGCUCUUUUAUCUAAAGCCCCCGCCUCCAUUCUAAGUACCUCCCCUAAAUCUAUCCAUGCAGGAUCUACUCAGUCCUCAAAAACUGGUUCCACACCCUCUACACCGUCCUCCAAGGGUGGCUUCCAAGGAUCUACCAAGCAUCCUUUGUCCUCCUCAUCUGAACAAGUAAAAACCACACGGCCGCUCUCAUCUGGCCCCCCACCGAUAGUCAGGAAGUCCUCAGGCGGUAAAUCUUCAAACACUUUCCCCAGAUCAACACCAAAACCCCCCUCCUUCCCCAGAGCCAAUUCUACAUUAACAUCAUCAGUGUCAAAGCCUGCAGUCCAGAGCUCUGGGACUCCUCUAAACGGUGUAACAGGAGGACCGUUCUCUCAGCACAAUGGACAUCUUGGAAUUCAUUCCAAGGUGCGAGGAAAAAGCCAUUCGCUGGAGUCCUUACAGCGGAGGAAGGAUCCCGUCUGCUCUUCAACCUCCACCACCACAACUACUACUACGUGCACCUCAUCAGAGUCGGGUGCCUCCUCAUCUUACAGUUGGGAUGGUGCACGAGAUCACUGGGCUAAAGUCUCCAGUCCUCGAGCUCGCACUAUGGCCACUUUCAACUCCCUGAUGGGCCGCAGUCUCAGCCUCGGUGACCUGAGCCACUCUCUUCAGACCACACAGAAGGUGGAGCGCAUAGUAAAGGAGGUGAAACGCCGAGGCCUGAAGGCCGUGUCUGAGCGCGAUCGCAAGAUUGCAGCUCUGAUGCUCGCCAGAUACCAGGAGGAAGACAUCAUGAGUCAGACCCGCUACGUGGCUCACCUUCAGUGGGAUAGUGAACGCAGAAUGGAUGAGCUGCGGCGGGAGCAGGAGGACAGAGAGAAGCAGCGUGCAGUGCUUCAGUGCCAGCGGGUGUGGCAGACCCAGGUGUCGAUACGUCAGCGACGACUCAGCCAGCAGGAGCGACAGUCAGCAGCUGCCAAAAUGCGUCAGGCUGAGGAGAACGAGGAGCGAUGGAGGGAGCUUGCGGAGCAGCAGGAGCGCAACCGUCUGCUGAGGUUACAGCAGGCAGCUCGAGAGGAGAAGCAUAAGAAAGCUCUUCAGGAACAGAACCUGAAGGCCCUGGAGGAAGAGCGGGCGGCCAUGCUGGAGCAGGAGAGGCUGCUGCUGAAGGAGAAGCUCACCAUGGCCGAGCUGAAGAGGCAAGAGAAGGAGCACCAGGCCCAGGAGGACAGACGAGGUCUGAACAAAGCAGAGAAGAGACGUCACGCUGCUCUGAUACAGGAGAUUGCUCGCAGAGAGCAGGAGGAGAGGGAGGAGGCCAGGAGGGCGGCAGAGGAGAAGCUCAGCCGCUCCCUGGAGAAUUACGAACAGAUAGUUGAGCGUCGAGGGCAGGAGCUGAAAGAAAAGGCCAAGCGUGAAGAGAAGCAGAUCCAGAAAGCACGCAAAGCAGCAGAGAAGCGCGAGAAACAACAGCAGCAGCUUCUGGAAGCUCGCGUGAAGGAGGCAGAGAAAAGAGCCCAACAGGCAGCUUUAGUGGCCGAGGAGAGGGCCAAGGAGAAAGCUCAGCGGGCCGUCCAAAGCCGGCAGGAGAAGGAAAGACUCCAGAGGCUCAACAGGCAGCGAGUGGAAGAGGAGGAGAAGCAGAGGCGUCUGGAGCUGCUCCAGUCCAUUGAGAGGAAGCUGGAGAAGAGUGAGCAGAUCUUUAAGGAAAAGAGGGCGGUGCUGGAGAGUGCUCGCUCUGUGGCGCGAGCCUCUUUUCAUGUACGAGACAAAGUGCGGGAGGAGACCAACAUGCGUACUUUUGAUAAAAUGGCCCUGGAAGCUCAACUCAAAGCCAGCCUGGAUGAGAAAUAAACCCAUAGCUUUGUCGUGGACUCCUUACUUCUGGUCAUGUGCUUGGCUCUAGCCUUCAUUGUGGCCCUCAUCACUCAACAGCUUUACCCUUUUUUCCCAUAAAGACCCACAAUGUUGUUUUUUCCUUACAUAUCUUCACCCAUCAACUGGUUUUAAAUACAUUUUUGAACAUCAGUUUUGUUAUAAAUCAAAGAAACCAAAUUAUUUUGUAUCAUGGAUGUAAUGAGACUACAAACUACUACAGCUGUUGCAAAUGAACAGUGAAGCCUGUAUGGGACAUACAGUGGACUUCAUAUUCGAUGAGAGUGUAGAGAAAGCUGCCUUGUGCAGCAACACAACCCCUCCUCUCUCCUCCCCUUUGCCCUCUGCUCCAUCUAUCUCAGCUACUGGACUGAAAGCUGUGCAGGAAUGAAAAGAGUCAUUGUUUACCAGGAAGCACAACUCCAUGACAACUGCAGAGGCUUUUAAGGGAGCACUUCUAUAAGGGGAAAACUAAGCGCAAAUGGUUCUAGACCCCCAAAGCAAAUGAAGGAUCCUUUUGUACACACACUGUGACACAGCUAGAUAUAGCAUGGAAGUAAAGCCCUGGGCUGGACACUUGUCCGUACGUAACCGCUGACAAUGCAGCACAGGAAGACCACGUGCACAAGCCCUGUGCUGAUGAAGCAUCAGAGGACGCUGAUUCCUGCAGAAGGGGCUGUUCUCCCUCCCUCAUAUUCCCUGCAAGGACUCUCUCUCUGUCUGUCUCUCCUCUUCAUGUCAGUGAAGCAGUGAAGCGGUCUGAGGGACAGCCACCUUUCAACUCCCCCGCAGUCGAUCUAUCUGCUCCCAGCACAGCCGCCUGGUGACCGAGUCAAGGUCAACAGGUCCUUGUGAUGAACAAGAGCGGGUGUAACCUACGACCCUCGUGCCAGAACUUUUCUUCCCACGCUGAACUUUAUCACAGUGUAAAACACGAGUCUCUCCUCCGAUGGAAAACGCAUCCAUAUCAAGAGUUUGUA
Molecule: messenger RNA, 4010 nt
Organism: Morone saxatilis (striped sea-bass)
Lineage: Eukaryota; Metazoa; Chordata; Actinopteri; Moronidae
Gene: ccdc177
Product: coiled-coil domain containing 177
Exons: 3
Coding region: 448-3009 (853 amino acids)
Source: RefSeq, a predicted model, not a curated record